Messenger RNA from Andrographis paniculata, 1413 nucleotides. Its product is annotated as UV-B-induced protein At3g17800, chloroplastic-like. The record is from RefSeq and is a predicted model, not a curated record. The transcript is spliced from 2 exons. Lineage: Eukaryota; Viridiplantae; Streptophyta; Magnoliopsida; Lamiales; Acanthaceae. The coding region runs from base 226 to 1257 and encodes 343 amino acids.
GUAAGUACAGUACAGUAUAUUGAAUUCAGAAGCUCUGCUCUUACAUGAAUAUGAAUGAUCUUAUCCGUUUCCUGUGUCGUUCUCGAAACUUUUCGUUUCUUUUCUUGAGGCCACUUAACUAAUUAGUACUACUACUGCUGCCCUUUCUGCUAAGCUAAUUCAAUCCCUUCAAAUCCUAUCCAUCCUAAACCCUCCAUAAACCCUUGUUCCAAUUUCAUUUCUGAAAUGGACUAUUGCGGUUUUUCUUCUACCCUUUGCAAAACCCGGUUCGCCCUUCCGCCAUCGGCCUUUUGGACCCCUCCGAUCGCCUACAGGCUGCGCCCCUUCGUCGUUGCGGCGGUCGGCGUCAAGUGCGAGUUGGGGGGAUGGACCGCGCCGCUCGAGCCGAGGUCAUCGGCUGGGAGGCACUUGAGCGGCAUGCUGUUGGAUGAUCGCGACGCCUUCCGGGCGGCUGCUAGGGCCGAAUUGGAGCGGCUCGCCGUCCAGACGGAUGGAGCCGUGGCGCGCCUCCAACUCAGCCGUGGCUCCGAUGAGGCUCCUCUUCACAGGCGAAUCGCCGAGCUGAAGAAACAGGAAUGCCGAGCAGCAGUUGAAGACGUGAUCUACGCAAUCAUACUCCACGAGUUUUAUCAGAUGCGCGUUUAUUUGGUCCCCGAGCUUUCCAAAUGCAUCUGCAACAGCAGGUUAGAGAUUUUUCCGUCCAAGGAUUGGGAGCUCGAGUCGAUCCACAGCAUCGAAGUUCUUGAGAUGGUGAGGGAUCACGUGAGCUCCAUUACCGGAUGCCGAGCGAAUUCCUGCGUGAAGGAAUGCUGGGCGACGACGAAGAUCCGAUGCUCGUGCCUCUGCAAAAUGUACACCGCCUCCGUCUUGUUCGGCUACUUCCUGAAGUCGGCUGCACUGCGCCGUCGCCUCGAGUGGAAUUUAAACGUCGCCAACAGCGCUCAUUCCAGCUCAUCUAAUCUUCCUGUUCCAUUGGGAUCGAGAUCAUUUAUGAGGAUGGGAUUCGACGAAGAGAGCGUGGUGAUAUGCGCGUCGCCGGAGUCGAAGGAAGCGGCAAAUGUGGUGGAGAGGCGGAGCUUGUCGCUGUUCGGCGGAGUCGGGGAAGAAGCGGUGAUUACGACGUCGUUUGGGAGUGUGAAGAGGCUGAUGCUGGAAGGUGUUGCCUUUGGGUGUUUCUUGUGGGAGAGUGAGGAUUGGAUCAAAUCUGCUGUUGAGCCUCUCUAUUUGAAUAUGCUGCUCCGGGAAGAACACCUCUAGAAAUACGUACAGUCUUUGUAUGUAUAUAUGUGUUUAUAUAUUAUUGUUUGAGAAAAUAGGAGUAGCAAUUGUAGUGUAGAUCUGUUUAUACUUUAUAGUGAGUGUUUUUGUGAAUUUUAAGUUUUAAUGGCUAUCAAUAUAAAUCAGCUUCGAAAA